This is a messenger RNA of Cynoglossus semilaevis (tongue sole), 4559 nucleotides long. RefSeq names its product SR-related CTD-associated factor 1 (gene scaf1). The record is from RefSeq and is a predicted model, not a curated record. The coding region runs from base 563 to 4273 and encodes 1236 amino acids. Lineage: Eukaryota; Metazoa; Chordata; Actinopteri; Pleuronectiformes; Cynoglossidae. The transcript is spliced from 7 exons. Gene Ontology annotation, molecular function: RNA polymerase II C-terminal domain binding.
UUAGGACUACGUAUCCCAGAGUUCCUUGUUGUCCGCCGGUCCGGUCUAAGGAAAAAAAAAAGAUGGCGGCCGUUGAUUGACUGGUGCCGCUGCUACUGCGCCUUCAAACGUCUGUAAAGUCCUCAAAAGCGGGUCAAGGCGCCCGGUUAAUGUGUCACAUCGAGGCAGCAGCAAACAGGAGACGAAGGCAGCGAUUCCAGACUGGCAGAAGGUUUUAAGGUCCAUUCCUGGAUUGCUUCCAAACACCACCGUUUGGAUAUUUUAUCACCAGUUCAUCUGGCUCAUGGACUUGAGUUCAUUACUGGGCUCACUCACUCCUCUUCCUCGCAUCAGUGUCAGUGUCAGGAGCCCUCACCCCCCGAACUUCACCCUGUACAGAUUUGAUGUCACGCCUGUCUGUUCUUCCUCUUUAUGAGUCACUUCCUUAACCAGGGUGUCCUUCACCUUUCUCCACCCACAAGUGCGAUCUCGGAACAUUAGCACGCAGCAUCACCUUUGAUUUUUUCUCUUCUGCUCCAGUGAAGCAACUGGGAGUUGUGAGAAAAAGGGCGAGGAAGGGGAGAUGUAUGAUCCGUUUCAUCCUACUGGCGGAGACAAGGAGAUAAAGAUGGAGGUGGAGCAGGAUGAAGGAGAGAAAUACGACCCCUUUGACCCAACUGGUUCCCCUGCAUCGGAAAUUGAUGACGAGGCUGAUGUACCGAGUGGGAUGAAGAAAGAGCCUGAGAGGAGGGAUGAAGAGGAAGAUCCUCCAGAUUCUACUGACACUUUGAAUGAUCUGCCAAACCCUUGUCUAGUGACACAGCUACCUCUAGUGAGGAGAGUGGGCUGCAGAAGCACCAAGAGCAGAGAAAAGAGGGACAGUGCUGACUCUGACCACUCAGAGAUAGAGGAAGGAGAGAUAGUUGGUGCUGCUGACAGGGAUGCUAACAUUAAGAGAACUGCUGCGGAGUCUCUCACCCUGGGUUCUCCCACUGUCUCCUUUUUUGGAUCAAAACCUGAACGUAUCCUCCGUGUGCUGGAUGGAGAUGGCUUUGUGUCCGUGUGUGCAGAGGGUAGCUGGGAUGUGAAUCAAGAUGACGAUGAACCUGUGGUCGGAGUGGAAGACCUAAGACGGAAGCUGGUCAGCAAGCGAAAGGAAAGGUACCUUUCCUUCCCUGCGUCUUCCUCACUCUCUCCACAGCAGCCGCCACCUCCUACACAUCCACCUGCAUCUACGACUUCUUCUCCUCUCAGACCUACUGUAGAAAAAGACGUCCAGGACCACAAAUCCAAAGGUUCCAAGGAACGAGACAAACAAAAAGGUAAAGACAAGAAGGCAGGGGAAAGGGAGGAGAGGAGAAAAAAGAGGAAAAAGGAGAAGGAGGGAGGCCAUGAGAAGAGAAUAGAAAAGGAGAAAGGGCACACCACAGAGAAGCAGGACAAGCAAAGGAGCAGGAGCAGCAGCCAGAAGAGGAAGAAAAGACGACACAGUAGUCCAGAUGUGUCACGCACGCUCAACUCUUCAGUCAGAGGAACGCACACAAGACGCUCAUUUUCAAGUCUAUCCGAAGAACAGCAUCGGGAUAAAGACAGAGAGAGAGGAAGGGAGAAGGAAAGGGAAAAAGAGAGGGAGAGAGAAAGAGAGAGGGAGAGGGAACAGAGUCAUGGCCAUAAAAGAGAUGAUAGAGAUCGAGCUUCUAGCUCCAAGAAGGAGAGGGAAAGAAAGGAAAAACACCAUUCAAGCAGCAGAGAAAGACACAUUUCAAAGAGAUCCAAAAGAAGCAAGGAAAAAAGGGAAUGUGAUCGAGAUCGGCACCAUGACAGAGACUGGAGACGAGAUGGGCGUCCUGUUGUCCCACCUUCUAUUCAGGAUCUCAAUGGCUCUGACCUUUUUGCCAUAAAGCGAACCAUUACAGUCACCACCACCACAACCACCACCACUGUUCCUGGCUCCCCAAGACUUGCCCCAAACUCGCCCUGUCGGCCCUCACAGGACUCUGACAAACCGUACAAAAGAAAGAAGAAGAGAAAGUGGCACUCGGAGGAAAACAGGAGAGUUAGCCGAAGUAAGUCACGCUCACCACCGUUGUUUCACAGCUAUGAGUCGGAUCGCUAUUCAGACAAAUUAGAAAUUGACAUGUUGUCCUUGGAUGGCGAGGCUUUAGACUCAGAUUACCCAUCUUUGGAGGACACGCCCCCUGCACCUCCCCCUCCAGAGCCACCUGCUCCUAGCCCAAAAUCCAAAACAGUCACAAAGCCAGGUAGACACCACCCAAAAAAGAAGUCCCGCACAGUGAAGAAAGUCAGCCAGGCUGAGUCACAUUCAUCUUCCAACAGGACCAAAAAUAAAUGUCUCUCCUCACUGAUGGUGACUUCAGAACCUUCCUCAGUCUCGUCAGGUCUCUCCUCCGUAAAGCGAGCCAAGAAAGUGGGAAAGGACAAAGUCCCAGAUAAAACCAGUAGAAAGGAUCCGAGCCGCUCUAACAAAACCAAGAAAGAAGGUGGGAGCGGGCGGAAAGGAAAGCUCCAGUCCAAGGUGUCUGUGCUGGUACGUGAGGGCGUGAGCAGUACCACGGGGGCUUCAGUUGGCUCGGGAAAACUUGGCAUGGAUCUUCUGGGGUCAGGAGGUACAGGAGGAGGUCCAGGGGGCUCCGUGGUGGGGGGCUCUAUUGCAGUUGUUUUUUGCAGAGACAAUGAAAGUAGGUCUCCGUUCCUCAAGCCUUGCUCAGAGCCAUUGUCCCUGACCGGACGUGGUAAAGAUCUGUCCAGUAUGGGGAAGCGGAGCAGCCUGGCUGGACCACCGUCCUCCUUAAAUAGUCCUGCAGCUUUGAAAUCCAAAAAAACAAAACCUAGCUCCAUCACAUCAACCUCCUCUUCUGCCUCCUCCCCCUCCUCAUCUUUGGCAACUAAACGCCGCCGACGCCUGGCCAAGAAGACCAGGCAAAAAGCCGGAGCUUCAGGGUUACCGGUUGUAGAUGGCAGCCAGACCACCGUCAUGUCUGAGAGCUGGGGCGGAGCCUCCCUGGAUGUUAAGUCCUCUGUCGGUGAUGGCAGCAAAGUGGUCAGUCCGCACAUUUGUCCAGCUGUUACUGCACCCUGUUCUUCCUCCUCUUCCUCCUCCUCCACCAGUGUUCUCCCACCCUCCUCUUCUCCGCCACACACGCCUCCACCGUCUGUGCCUCCUUCACGGGACACCAGAGAUUCUUCACCAGAUUCACAGACAGUGGACAGCAGCUGUAAGACUCCAGAGCCUUGUUUCCCAUCUGAGGACUGUCCGUCACAGACCAGUCCCACACUCCCGAUGUCCAGUCCGUCUUGUCUGUCCACCGCCCAAGGACCUGGACUCGGCUUGACCUUGUCUACAUCCACAGUCAAAGCUCCUCCUCCAGACGACACUCCCAAACUCCUGGUCUCACCAUCUUCCUCGUCCUCUUUGGCUGGCUGUGGUCUCUCGUCUCUUUCUCUUCCUUUGUCUUCAUCAGAUCCGUCCUCCUCCUCCGUGUCCUCUUCCUCUGUUCUUAAGCCUCCUCUCCCUCCACCUCCAGCAGCUCCUGUUCUUCCCUGGAGUUUGCAAACUGGCGUAGACUGCACAACGGGAGGCGUCCUGGCCUUGACUGCUCUACUGUUUAAAAUGGAGGAGGCCAACAUCACCAACAGAGCCAAGGCACAAGAGUUUAUUCAAGCAACCAACCAGAUCCUCUCCCAGGCCAAUCAGAGCCAGUCUCUUGAACCACCCCCCUCGGCGGCCUCCUCGUCCUCACAAAUCCCAGCUCCCUCGCUGCCUCCUCCUCCUCCUCCCCCUCCAGGGCUCAGUCCAACUCAGUUCAUCCUCCACAGCUCCCUCCCGUUGGUUGGCUGCACCAAAACUCCACCCUCUCACCUGCACCCGUCCAUAGGUGGUGGCUGUGUGCAGACGCCACCACCGAUCAUACCGGUGGGGCUUUCAGGAGUGACUGGGAGCUCUGGGGACACUGGGUGGGACAGUGAGACCAAAGACCCCGACAAGUAUCUAAAAAAGCUGCACACCCAGGAGCGAGCAGUGGAGGAGGUGAAACUUGCCAUCAAACCUUAUUAUCAACGCAAAGACAUCAACAAGGACGAGUACAAAGACAUCCUCAGGAAAGCAGUGCAUAAGAUCUGCCACAGCCGCACUGGAGAAAUAAACCCAGUUAAAGUCAGCAACCUAGUGAAAUUAUAUGUCCAGCGUUACAAGUACUUCCGGAAACACGGACGCAAAAUGGAUGACGAAGAAAGGAACGACAGGGAAAUGGGAGCCCUGCAUUCAUCUGCAUGAGAGACUUUUUUACUAAUUCCUCUCCCGCACCUUCAGCUCCAGACCUGGUCUUUGCUCUGAGUUUUUUGUGUGAUAUUUUCUUGCUUUCCUUCAUAGCCCAUACCCUUUAUGUGUUUAUCUAAUGGUUAUCCCUUUUCUUGUCUCUGAUCACAAUGUAAAUAUGUCUUACUUAUAAAUGUAUCAUGUACAAUGCUGAGGAUGCACACUUUUAUCAUGGACAAGUGUGUUAUCAAAAAGUCCACUACAGUGACCAUGCAAUAAAACACCACCUUUCUGAAAACACUGA